AUGUCGCAGCCGCGCAUGGACGACUCGGGUCAUACGUCCAGGAACAACUCUGCCCAUUCUUUGAAUAGUGGUCUCAUUCCCCGGGACUAUCUUGCGCGAUCGGACAUCGCGCGUCCCGGAUCUGGCUCCCGUCACAUCUCACCUUCGCCUCUACAAACCAGCUCGCUCCCACAAUCCUAUAUUCACGACUCGCCUUCAUCUCAUAGCCCCCUCUCGCUCAGAUCAAGUGCCAACGCUUCCCCCUCCCAGAAUCGGUCGCCUAUCUCCCGUAUAGUGAAUGCGCCGUUCCCCGUGCCCCCCUCAAGCUCGGCUCACCCUGUCGCCCAAAUCCCGGAUAUGACAAGUACGGACACAGCGGACAUGGCAAACAUGCCGGGCGAUAGCAACUCACCUAAGCCGCCGGGGUUGACCGAGCCUGAUCGUUCUGCAUCAUCCUCCGUGAGCUCUAUCCUGUCAGCGCCCGGUGACCGUCCGACGCACCGCAUCAUGCCUCGCACCUCUUCUAUCGAUUCGGCCAUUUCAUCGUUAUCUUCCGCCUCUCAAAAAUCGGCUUUUGACGCCAAUGCUCUAAGCCCAGCCGAUAUCAGUAAUCUCAUCAAUGCUGCGGGUUCCGCGGAGGCUGUUAUUGUGCACCUCCUGAGAGAGAAGCACCAAGCCGCCUCUCAGAACUCACAGCUUUGGAAGCUGGUCGAUAAACAGCGCACCCUUAUACUAGGUCUCAACAAAGACCUAGAACGUGCUUUCAAGGAGAAGGAAAAAUACAAGAAGAAGCUCAAGGAUUUACAGGACUCGGCGCCUCCGCUACCAACCACUGAUUCAUCCGUACCACGAUCCAUCUUAGCUGAUGUAGACCAUCAAAGAUCGAUUCCAGGAGUGAAAAGGGAGAGCGAACGACGUCAAGCUGAACAGCCGUCCAUCGUCCCAUCCCCCUCGACGUCCGGUACUACUCUUGAAGGCAUCUCAGGCCUCAGUCCAAGAACUGAAGCUGCGUCCCCAGUUGCAAGUGAAAUACAGCGACUACCUCAGCCGAACCGCAAACCGCCACCUGCACCACUGAAUCUACGAUCAGGGGACACUCGAUUAGAGCCUGCAGAGCCAGAUUCGGGAUCCGAUUAUGGCGACACUCAGGACGCAGAUGGAAGACCAAGCGUGGACCGUGGAAGGAGACAGACGCGAGAAGAAGACGACCGGGACCGCGAAGCUGACCUGCUUGAAGAAAUGAACAACCUUGACGCUACUGAAUCGACUGAAUUUGGGGCCACAUCUCAGAGCUCAACGGAUACUGCUACAUCUGCAAGUCCGGUGACGGCUCCUCGUGAAUUAGCAACGAGGUCACCCCCACCUAUAAGCGGAUCUGGCCCCUUGGGACCCCUUUUGAACUCUCGAGUCAAUCCCUCCAGUUCGAUUGGGCGUCAGCACGUUACCAUGCCUAAAAGCCCUGGCCUUCCAUUAAGCCCAAGGCCCGAAGAUCGACCCAUCGGCUCGCCUUUGCCCCGGAUGCCCAGAGAUAUAUCAGCGGGGUAUAAUCCCUCGGGACUACCUCUCUCUCCAAAAGCCUCAAAUUACCCAGUCCCAUUUCAGCCUGGAGAUUAUCAAGCUAUGACCGGAAGGCCUGGAGGCCCAAUUCCCUCGAUUGAUCCAGCUGUCAAGAUAGACAGUCCAAGAACACCCGCGUUUACGGAGAGCAGUAUAUAUCAGGGCUUGGUUUCAGAGGAGUAUCCUGGUUUGCUUUUGCCUCCUAACGCGCUUCCUGUGAUCCAGGUUAGAGUGUCUUCGUCUCGGCUUCGACCUUCCAGAAAUAGCUAUAUGGUAUCUAAGCCCCUAGACGAGGAACCCGUGUUUACACUCAGUGUAAUCUCCCGAUCUGAUAUGGUUGAGCUUUGGCGGGUCGAGAAGGUCAUUGCUUCCCUGCCUCAGCUGGAUUAUCAAGUGAGACAAAUGGCUUCAUUUUCUGGCAGGUUGCCUGAUCGCAGCAUCUUCAGUGGUCACUCGCCUGCCAAAGUGGAUGCCCGGCGUGCUGCCUUGAAUUCGUACUUUGACAGUCUCUUGGACACGCCUAUGGACGAGAAUGCUGCAGUUGUUAUUUGCCAAUUCCUCACAAAUGAUGCUAUUGAGCCUCGAGAUGAUGAGACAAGCUUACUUAAAGGCCAUAGCCUUGGGAAACCGGACAUGCUCCGGGGUCCGGACGGGAAACCUCGAAAGGAGGGCUAUCUGACCAAGAGAGGCAAAAACUUUGGAGGCUGGAAGGCCCGAUAUUUUGUCCUUCAUGGACCAGAUCUGAAAUACUUUGAGUCUCCCGGUGGCCCUCACAUGGGUACCAUUAAGCUUCAUCAUGCACAGAUCGGCAAACAAUCACAAAAUUCCAGCAGUCAAAGUCAGUCACCCCCGGGUGCUGAUGAGGACGCUGACAAUCAGUAUCGACACGCGUUCCUCGUCCUGGAACCGAAAAAGAAGGAUUCAUCGGCGCUUGUUCGACAUGUCCUUUGCGCCGAAAGUGAUGAGGAGCGUGACACAUGGGUUGAUGCCCUGAUGGAAUAUGUGGAAUCCCCUUCCUCGGACAACGAGAGCCGUGGUAAUUCUUCUUUAAAAAAUCAAUCCCAGACUCAGUCGAAAAACACCUCCAACGCCGCCCCAAAGUCCAAUGUGCCUUCUAGCAACGGGAGCAAGCGGUCUGGUAGAGGGGUUGAAAGUCCGGAUCAAAGUGCCGGGGGAUCUGUCCAGGGAUUCAGCUUUGACAACACUGUUGCGGCCGAACCUCCUAUACUAGGAUCCUCUCUCGAGCAGGCCCCUCGCUCUCCGCGUAUCCCAGCUGCUCUGUCGAUGGACUUCCGAGAGCUGAAUCAGUCCCCUGUUGAGACACCGCAGUCCCCUAAGAUCAUCUCAGCGCCCACGAAUGGUGUCGUGAUUCAAGAUGUGGGAGCUUGGGGCAAUAAGCCCACGUCGACAAAGGAAAAGAAGCGCAGCAUUUGGGGAUUCCGCACGCGAUCUUCCUUUGAUCUUGCUUCGCAGGCCUCAGUCGAAGUGUCUACAGCGAACGCUAAUAUUCAAGCCGAGCGACGAGAGCAUGUCAAACCGGUAUUCGGCAUUCCUUUAUCUGAAGCUGUGCAGGACUGUGGACCUUACGGGAUCGAGGCAGAGUUACCAGCCGUCGUCUAUCGCUGCAUCGAAUACCUUCAGGCCCAAGGCGCAGCAUCGGAGGAGGGUAUUUUCCGCUUGAGCGGCUCCAAUGUUGUGAUCAAGGCACUUAAAGAACGCUUCAAUACCGAAGGUGACGUGGACUUUUUGGCUGGAGAUCAGUACUACGAUGUUCAUGCUGUUGCUUCUCUCUUCAAGCAGUACCUCCGAGAGCUUCCAACGACGGUUCUGACGCGGGAGCUUCAUUUGGAUUUCCUCCGUGUUCUUGAACUCGAUGAUCGCCAGAAGAAGGUCACUGCCUUCAAUUCAUUGAUUCACCGGUUACCGAGGCCAAACCUGGCAUUGCUGCGAGCAUUGUCGCUCUUCUUGAUCGAGAUUGUCAACAAUUCCGAUGUGAACAAGAUGACCGUCAGGAACGUCGGCAUCGUCUUUGCUCCCACCCUCAACAUUCCGGCGCCGGUCUUCUCAAUGUUCCUCACCGACUUUGACAGUAUUUUCGGCGAAGAUUCCGGUCCCGGUCCAUCGACUGUGGAGCUGAACGUUGACCACAGUUUGUCACCGGACGAUGUUCGUUCUCCACGUCACCAAAUGUUCUCGGAUAUACCGACUCCCUCGUAUAAUCAGACCUCGUUCCGAGGCUCGGGUGAUGCGCCUACGGGCCUCGACCAUUCUCGACCCCCCCACGAGGCCGGCUUUACUCCUAUGCAACCUUCUUACGACCAGGCGGGGUAUAGGCAAGACGUGUACAAUCAACCCACGGCAGCCUCGGGCCCAUUCUCUUCACUGAAUGGCAUGCUGUCUCCUAGUUCGGAUGACACUCGCUCGGCAAAGGCAAAGAGGCGAGAGAGCUCGAUGCUUUUCAUGGAACACACACCAGAAGAUCUCUCCUUCUACCAAGGCAAAUAA
Molecule: messenger RNA, 4041 nt
Organism: Penicillium atrosanguineum
Lineage: Eukaryota; Fungi; Ascomycota; Eurotiomycetes; Eurotiales; Aspergillaceae
Product: GTPase-activating protein BEM3
Exons: 3
Coding region: 1-4041 (1346 amino acids)
Biological process (GO): signal transduction; regulation of GTPase activity
Cellular component (GO): cytoplasm
Source: RefSeq, a predicted model, not a curated record